This is a messenger RNA of Camponotus floridanus (Florida carpenter ant), 1610 nucleotides long. It is a transcript of the gene Josd, whose product is annotated as josephin-2. Lineage: Eukaryota; Metazoa; Arthropoda; Insecta; Hymenoptera; Formicidae. The record is from RefSeq and is a predicted model, not a curated record. Gene Ontology annotation, molecular function: cysteine-type deubiquitinase activity. The transcript has 5 exons. Gene Ontology annotation, biological process: protein deubiquitination. Bases 335 to 1039 code for a protein of 234 amino acids.
CAUGUACGAAAUAACUCCAUCAGAAGCUGAAAAGUCGAGUCUUGUGGGUCUUUACUCGGAAUAUUUUCGCACCUUUCCGUCAAGCUUUCAUGACUAGAGACCAGUAUCAAGAGAUAGAUAAGAAAAAUACUCUACAUCUAUGCUGGUCCAUAUCAGUCAGGAUUUUUAAUACAGAUUUGUCACUGUCCUGCUACAAUUGUACAUGUGUUUUCUCGAAUUUGAAUGAUAUUUAUCGCGUCUUUGCACGUGAAAUUGUUGACAACAACAGAGUGAGAUUUUUACGCAAAAAAAGUAUCAACACAUUACAGAGGACCGAAAAAAUUAUGUAGUUACAAUGGUUGCAAGCACAGCGACUGAUAUGACUGGAACCAUUUACCAUGAGCGACAAGUGAAGGAGCUAUGUGCAUUGCACGCACUAAACAAUUUGUUCCAAGAACGUGGCUUUAGCAAACAAGAAUUAGAUCAAAUUUGUUACAGUUUAAGUCCUGAUGUAUGGAUUAAUCCUCAUAAAUCACUAUUAGGACUUGGAAAUUAUGAUAUUAAUGUUAUUAUGGCUGCUCUUCAAAGAAGAGGACGUGAAGCUGUAUGGUUUGAUAAACGUAGGGACCCUAAAUGUCUUUGUUUAGACAACAUUGAGGGUUUUAUUCUUAAUGUUCCAACUGAAUAUAAAUUAGGUUUUGUGUUACUUCCUUUGAAACGACGUCAUUGGAUUGCUCUAAAAAAGAUUCAUGGUGCCUUUUAUAAUCUUGAUUCAAAAUUGGACUCACCACAAUUAAUUGGAAAGGACAAUGAUUUACUCAUAUAUCUAAAGGACCAGAUAGAUAGCAAGGAAAAGGAACUAUUCCUUGUUGUUUCUAGAGAAAUUGACAGCAAUCAAGGAUGGUUAAUAGACACAUGUGAAAACAAAGAUGACAAUAACAUGGAUCAUGAUUCCAUUAGGUAUAUCGAAGAUGGCUAUCCAGAUUUAGAUUUAAAGAAAUCAGAGUCCAAAGAGAUGAAUGAAAAUGAAAAAUUUUUAGAUAACAAAAAUUCCAGAUAAUUGAAGUCAUCAAGCAGUACUUAAUUAUUUAUUUUAAUUAUUUAUUCAUUGUUAUAAUUUUUAAGUAAGAAAAAUUGAUAUAAUUGUUGCAAAGAAAGACUUUAAAUUAUGAAGACAAAGAGAAGGAAGAAGUGAGAAACAAAAAAGGAAAAUUAUGUAUAAUAAGUGUUUCACUGAAAGUGUUUCACAAUAAUAUUUCCAUUCCACAUAAUGCAGAUAGAAUGCAAAGAGAAUUUCUUUUAUUUAUUUUUCUUAAGAAAGUUAUUUGUGUAUAUGUACCACAUUGUGUAUGUCACAUGAUGUAUAUCAUGUACAAUUUACAUAAUACAUUUUAUGUGAAACAAUGCAAUUUAAAAAAUAAUAUGUAAGAUAUAUAGCAUUUAGAUAUUUAUUAAAAAUGAAAAAUGUUACUUUAUUAAUAGGUAACAUGUAUAAGAGAAUAUCUCGUAUUUAUAAUAGCUAUUCACAUGAUUUGUGAAAGGGUAUUUAUAUGUACACGUAUCGUGAUAUUAUUUAUUGUGAUAAUCAUCUGUUAUUUUAUGGCUUGUGUAAAUAAACAUAUAAAAUUAUU